This is a messenger RNA of Sapajus apella (tufted capuchin), 1755 nucleotides long. RefSeq names its product dynein axonemal assembly factor 4 (gene DNAAF4). NCBI's taxonomy places the organism in Eukaryota, Metazoa, Chordata, Mammalia, Primates, Cebidae. Gene Ontology annotation, biological process: cilium movement; inner dynein arm assembly; outer dynein arm assembly. The coding region runs from base 625 to 1755 and encodes 376 amino acids. The record is from RefSeq and is a predicted model, not a curated record. The transcript has 8 exons. Gene Ontology annotation, molecular function: nuclear estrogen receptor binding.
AUUGGUUGAGACAGGUAAGCCCCACAAGUCCCAUCACUGCACAGAGGUGUGUGUUUGCUGGGAAUGCAGAGUCCAUGUGUGACCUCUAGUCAGUAAAUGGCUACGUGGCUCUAUUUUAAAUUUAGACCCAAUUAGCCACUCUGGAUCUUGACGGCUUGCCUCUUUCAGGUUCACAUUUGUUCACAGUCUGUAUGACCAAGAAAUUUCCAAAACAGAACAACUGGUGCUACUUCUUAAGAGCCUCGGUCAGAACACACAGACAAAACAGCGCACCGCUGGCGUAUGGGCGUUGCACCUGCUCCUCAUGGGCUGCUUUCCCGAGCCUUAAGCCCACAGCCCUCCUUAGCAUUAUCAGGCUUGAAGUGCUUUUUUUUCUUAAGCAGAGGAUAUGGGCCUACUUCUGUGAACAUUCGCUCAGACUGUAAGGAAUAAUGUAACCCGAAGAAUUGGCAUCACAGUCCGGUCUGUGCGCCUAGAUAGGAGGGCGGGGCGGUGACGCCGAGCACGCUGGGAACGCAGGGCUCCCUGCGCGUCUGACCCGGAAGGGGUGGUGCACGGUAACCCCAGCUUCCCUAGCAACCAAGCAGGCGCAAGCAGCAAGCCGCCAAGCUCUCCGCUCCCGGGAUGCCUCUUCAGGUUAGCGAUUAUAGCUGGCAGCAGACGAAGACUGCGGUCUUUCUCUCUCUGCCCCUCAAAGGCGUGUGCAUCAGAGACACAGACGUGUUCUGCACGGAAAACUAUCUGAAGGUCAACUUUCCUCCAUUUUUAUUUGAGGCAUUUCUUUAUGCUCCCAUAGACGACGAGAACAGCAAAGCAAAGGUUGGGAAUGACACCAUUGUCUUCACCUUGUAUAAAAAAGAAGCGGCCAUGUGGGAGUCCCUUUCUGUGACAGGUGUUGACAAAGAGAUGAAGCAAAGAAUCAGAGAAAAAUCUAUUUUACAAGCACAAGAGAGAGCAAAGGAAGCUACAGAAGCAAAAGCUGCAGCAAAGCGGGAAGAUCAAAAAUAUGCACUAAGUGUCAUGAUGAAGAUUGAAGAAGAAGAGAGGAAAAAAAUAGAAGAUAUGAAAGAAAAUGAACGGAUAAAAGCCACUAAAGAAUUGGAAGCCUGGAAAGAAUAUCAAAGAAAAGCUGAGGAGCAAAAAAAAAUUGAGAGGGAAGAGAAAUUAUGUCAAAAAGAAAAGCAAAUUAAAGAAGAAAGAAAAAAAUUAAAAUCUAAGAGUCUUACUAGAAAUUCAGCAUCUAGAAAUCUUGCAGCAAAAGGGAGAAAUUCAGAAAAUAUAUUUACUGAGAAGUUAAAGGAAGACAGUAUUCCUGCUCCUCGCUCUGUUGGCAGUAUUAAAAUCAACUUUACCCCUCGAGUAUUCCCAACAGCUCUUCGUGAAUCACAAGUAGCAGAAGAGGAGGAGUGGCUACACAAACAAGCCGAGGCUCGAAGAGCAAUGAAUACUGACAUACCUGAACUUUGCGAUUUAAAAGAAGAAGAAAAGAACCCAGAAUGGUUGAAGGAUAAAGGAAACAAAUUGUUCGCAACAGAAAACUAUUUGGCAGCUAUUAAUGCAUAUAACUUAGCCAUAAGACUAAACAAUAAGAUUCCACUAUUGUAUUUGAACCGGGCUGCCUGCCACCUAAAACUAAAAAACUUACACAAGGCUAUUGAAGAUUCUUCUAAGGCCUACAGGAUUAUGAAGCAGCACUUAAGAUUGAUCCAUCCAACAAAAUUGUACAAAUUGAUGCUGAGAAGAUUCGGAAUGUAA